AUGCUGGAGCGUUUGUCCCGUCGCUCUCGCUCCCUGCUCUCCCUGACCUUGACCACUCUGGCUCUGGCCCUGUCCAUCCUGGCUCUCUGCACCUCCUACUGGUGUGAGGGCACCCACAAGGUGGUCAAGCCCCUCUGCCUGUCGCCCGUCAAAAUGAAGAACUGUGGUCAGAACAACAGCGAGCCUUACACCACAGAGAGUCCCACUCAGAACCCCUUCAACCGCACUCUGUCUCCAGCCAGGAGGGAGGAGCUGGCUAAGAUCCGUCAGAGGCAGAUGGCCAACGCAGUUCAGUACAUCUGGGAGACGGGAGAAGACAAGUUUGCUUUUAGAUACUUCCACACUGGUUUCUGGGAAAGUUGUGAGAAACACAACGAUGGGGAGAAAUGUCGAAGCUUUAUAGACUUAACACCUGGAGAAACACAAGGUGUGCUCUGGCUGUCAGUUAUCUCAGAGUUUACGUACAUCGGUCUGCUGGGGAUGGGCUUCUUACUGAUGUGGCUGGAAGUCUUGUGUUCCCACAAAGAGAUGCACUCGUUAAAAAUCAAUGCCUAUGCAGCUAUUUGUACUGUGUUAUCAGGCCUUCUUGGGAUGGUGGCUCAUAUGAUGUACACCACAGUGUUUCAGAUGACCGUCAUUGUGGGCCCCAAAGACUGGAGGCCUCAGUCCUGGGACUACGGCUGGUCAUUUGCUCUUGCCUGGGUGUCCUUCAGCUGCUGUAUGGGUGCUGCUGUGGUCACUCUCAACUCUUACACAAAGACCAUCAUCGAGCUGCGUCGCAGACAGAGGCUCCGUUUGGAGGAAGCGCGAGCCACCACUCAUGCUCCUUCCUAUGAUGAGGUCGUUCCAGGAGGCGGGCUCUACUCUGUCAGCGGCCUGCUGCAGUGUCCAGACGGCAUGAUCGACGUAGCGUGGGCCCCCAAUGGCAACGUGGUUGGGGUAGGAAAUGGGGACGUGCCGACGCUGGUUUUAGUAGGAGGCUGUGGACCGGAGGGGUGUGAAGACUGUGAGAGGGAGAUGGAUGAGAUGGACGAGGCCAUGGACCGAGUCGAUUCACCUUGUUAGGAGAUCCUUUCUACUCGUCAACUUAAAAGGGCUGAAAAUCUAAUUGCACAUACUUUUUCUUUUGACUUUUAGUAUAUACUGCAGCUUACAAAGUAUGCACUGUUGCAUGCAGUAUGCAUUCAACUGGGACAUACAUUGGCCAUAAAAUUGAACUUUGACCUUCCUGCUGAUAUAUGCUGUGCAGAGGAUUGUGGGGGAUAAUAGCCAUUACAGCAUGCUGGAUUGCAUACUGCAAAAUGUGACCAAAUGCAGCAGGACAGCCUGGUAUUUAUGGCAUACUGCAUUCGACAUACUACGUAUUGGGACUUUUUACUGUCAUACUAAAUAGUAUGGUAGUAUGGAUAUUGAAACACAACCAUAAUCACUGUGCUGGAGAAGGAUCAGUGUGAGCAAAUGGAUCCUGUUUAUCCACUCCACUUUCAGCAAAGUUGGAACAAAAUAAUAGGAAAUCAAACUGAAAAGACUACAAUGUAUGAGUAUGUCACACUGACAUGCAGGACUGCAUGUUUUCUGGGUAUUUCUCAGUGCCUCAUGGUAGGAAAGCAAAUGUGUGUUUCCAUAUGUAGACACAUAUAAAUGUUUAUAAUGUUUUAUUUGUUAUAUAUGAAGAUGCAAUGGAUCAGGAGAAGUUAUUUAUCUUUAUAUGAUCAUUUUACUGCAUAGACUGGGCGAGUGGAUGUUUCUGCUCUUUCCAAUACCUAUAAACACAUCAGCCUGUCCUUUAGAGUAAAUAUACAAUAUAUUCUUAUUUAUCUGAGUGGAACAUUUAAAAUGUUUCAUUUUUUUUAAGCUCUUUUAUGCUUGCAGUGGUGG
Messenger RNA from Centropristis striata (black sea bass), 1878 nucleotides. RefSeq names its product germ cell-specific gene 1-like protein. The record is from RefSeq and is a predicted model, not a curated record. Lineage: Eukaryota; Metazoa; Chordata; Actinopteri; Perciformes; Serranidae. The transcript is spliced from 6 exons. Bases 1 to 1065 code for a protein of 354 amino acids. Gene Ontology annotation, cellular component: plasma membrane.